Austrofundulus limnaeus is the source of this 1694-nucleotide messenger RNA. RefSeq names its product cd7 antigen-like (gene cd7al). Gene Ontology annotation, biological process: adaptive immune response. Gene Ontology annotation, molecular function: signaling receptor activity. The coding region runs from base 221 to 1333 and encodes 370 amino acids. Gene Ontology annotation, cellular component: membrane. The transcript is spliced from 5 exons. The record is from RefSeq and is a predicted model, not a curated record. Lineage: Eukaryota; Metazoa; Chordata; Actinopteri; Cyprinodontiformes; Rivulidae.
UGAAGUGGGGAAUGAUUCAACAACUGUGGUGUUUUGUGCUUCCUCUUGCAGCUCUGUGCCUUAAGACCUGAAGGUGGAGCUUCGUGAGGUUCCUCUUGGUUUCAUUUACUGUUAUCCAGGCUUUUGACAUUUCAGUUUGAAGUGUCCUUAACCUGAGGUGUCAUGGUUUGGACCUGUGGUCGUGUUCAGAGUCAGCCUUAGUGUUUUGAGGUGUUAAAAGAUGGAGAGGAUCCGGURCCUGGCUUGUCUGUGGACUGUGGUCAUCAUUCAGACUGGGUUUGGUGUUUGUGGUACCACCGUGUUUCUGGACCGGGAGGAGGAUCAGUCCGUGCGCCUCUCCUGCGUCAUGGCGCCGGUGCACCCGCCGCCUUUCGGCUUCUACCUGAAACGCAGCUGGCUCCAACCCGGGGAGGUGCUCUUCUACUACACCAAAGCAAAUUUCAGCGUGAAGGACGUGGCCUACACAGACCGGCUGGCUGUGAGCGGAGACCCGAGCACCCACUCGGUGAACGUCACCAUCUCCCAGCUGCGGGCCGCCGACACGGACCGAUACUCCUGCGAGUUCAUCGUGGAGAAAUCCGGCUCUGAGGAUGAACGGGUUCCAGGGAAAACUGAAUUCUUCCUGCUCGUUAACUCCGUUGCCACUCAGCCUUCCGAUGGCCCGGAGGACGUGGUCCUGGUUCAGACGUGCUCUGGGGGUUCGGCUGUGCUCCCCUGUCACAGCCCGAACGGGGAAGGCCUGGCCGUGGAAGGUGUAAGUCUGAAGAGGCGAAGGGAGCGAGGUGCCACGGAGGUGGUGUACGACUCAAGGCAGCGGCGGCACCACGGCGGUGCCGGGUUCCCCGCUGAGAGGGUCCAGCUGUCCUCUGCGCUGGGCCCCUCUGGCAUCACCUACAAUGUGACCCUGCAGCAGCUCCAACCGGAGGACAGUGCCCUCUACAGCUGCCGGCUGCUCCUGCGGGGCAGACCCGACAGCAGCACCCGUCUGGGGCGACGGGCGUUCUUUGUGUCUGUGCAAGGCGACCCGUGCGGCUGCCACAACCACGACGCCCUGCUGUACGCCCUGUCGGGCGCCGUGGCCCUUCUCCUCGUGCUCCUGGUCGGAACCGCCGUAAAGCUCAAAGUCGCAGCUCGCCGCCGUGACCCCUCGCAGCCCCAGCCGCCCAUCUACGAGGAGAUGGUGGGGGUGCAGUCUCCCAGCCAAAAACUGGCCUCGCUGCACUUCGAGGAUGCCGUGUACAAAAACGGCCCGGGGAGGAAGAAGAUCACUCCUGGGAACCAUUACGAAAGCCCCAGCAGCGCUCUCUUCCCCCGGACCGAGUCUCAGAAAUAAAAGUGUUUGACCUUUUCUGACCACCAAUGUUAACAACCCGACUGCCUCACACUCACAGGACCCCCUUACUCUCUUCUUUUUUAUUUUUGUCCAAAAAUGUACAUUUUGGUUGAGAAAACUAUUUUUGUAUUACUAUCACAUAAUAGUAUUAUCGGCGUACAAAAUCAUACCUCAAUAUUAAGUUGAAAUAUACAAAAUUAUGCAAAAAUAUUAAGACGAAUCAAAUCUUUAGAUGAUUUCCAGCUGUGCAAAGUAACUGCAUUAAAAAAUGCUAAAAUCUGUGGAUUUUAUUUUGAUUUAUUGUGCUUUCUGUCAAGUUUUGUGUAAAAAUAAACUUAGAUGAUUUCAGAUGAUAAACACA